Messenger RNA from Molossus molossus (Pallas's mastiff bat), 3140 nucleotides. It is a transcript of the gene SC5D, whose product is annotated as sterol-C5-desaturase. The coding region runs from base 181 to 1080 and encodes 299 amino acids. The record is from RefSeq and is a predicted model, not a curated record. Gene Ontology annotation, molecular function: iron ion binding; oxidoreductase activity. Lineage: Eukaryota; Metazoa; Chordata; Mammalia; Chiroptera; Molossidae. The transcript has 5 exons.
GGGUGUAUAAUUGAUUCAGACAACCGAGCGCAUGCAGUAUCAGUUUCACUGCCUCAAUCAACUUUUUAAUGAAUAUAUUUGAAAAAACUGCGAUAGAGUGAAGCCGCGAAGGUUGAAGUGUGAAGUGGCGGGGACGACUGUGUUAACUGUACUUUUAGGGAAAAGCAAAAAGGUGCUGAGAUGGAUCUGGUACUCAGUGCUGCGGACUAUUAUGUUUUUACUCCAUACGUAUAUCCAGCCACAUGGCCAGAGGAUGACUUCUUUCGACAAACUAUUAGUCUCCUGAUCAUAACAAAUCUCGGUGCUUAUAUCCUUUACUUCGUAUUUGCAACACUGAGCUAUUAUUUUGUCUUUGAUCAUUCAUUGAUGAAGCAUCCACAGUUUUUAAAGAAUCAAGUCUAUCGAGAGAUUAUGUUCACGGUGCGGUCGUUGCCGUGGAUAAGCAUCCCCACGGUCUCACUGUUCCUGCUGGAGCUGCGGGGUUACAGCAAACUGUAUUCGGACGCGGGCGGCUUUCAGCACGGCUGGCUGCAGCUCGUCGUCAGUGUGCUGUCCUUCCUCUUCUUCACUGACAUGCUCAUCUACUGGAUUCACAGAGGCCUGCACCACAGGCUCAUAUAUAAGCACGUGCACAAACCCCACCAUGUCUGGAAGGUCCCUACCCCGUUCGCGAGCCAUGCUUUCCACCCCGUGGACGGCUUCCUGCAGAGCCUGCCUUACCACAUAUACCCCUUUGUCUUCCCCUUACACAAGGUGGUCUAUUUAGGUCUGUACAUCUUAGUGAAUAUCUGGACAAUUUCCAUUCACGAUGGUGAUUUCCGUGUCCCCCGGAUCUUAAGGCCAUUUAUUAAUGGCUCAGCUCAUCAUACAGACCACCACAUGUUCUUCGACUAUAACUAUGGACAGUAUUUCACAUUGUGGGAUCGAAUCGGAGGCUCAUUCAAGAAUCCUUCCUCCUUUGAAGGGAAGGGACCACUCAGCUACGUGAAGAAGAUGGAAGAGCAGAAGUGGAGCAGCCACGUGGGGAACGGGUGCGGAAGUGAGAGAGGAGCCACUGGGGAGGCUGCAAAGACUGAAUAGAGUAUUGUCCAGUUAAAUAUUUUCAAUAAGAAAAACUGUAGUCAGGAGACAUAGCAAGUAGAUGGCAUCAUUUGAAAGUCAGCAUUGUGGUGCUGCUGCGGAAGGACCGCGAUGGAGGAUCAGGGAGGGCGCUGUGCACAGCCGAUUCCAGCCUCAUGCUUGACGUGCUAGAUGGUGGGCUAGGAUCCCGCACAGCUGUAAUUUGUGUAGUCUCAGCACCAUUUCUAAAAGAUAGAAAAUAAAUUAUUGAGGGGACUAGGUCAUGUCUUUUUGCCUUCAUCUAUCAUACUCAUUAAGAAAACACCAUUGUGCUUAAUAACACGGACUAAGCACCGUAACAAAGAAGUACUGAGGUAGAGAUGGUUCCUUGUUUCAGGGACGGUCGCAUCUUUGGUUUUAGCGUGAUUUGUUCAAGUGCAAACAUCAGGUGGAAAAAUACACCAAUGUAACAUCUUAGUGGCUUUGUAGAUGACCUAGUUAAUAGCAGUGUAAUUAGAGUAUCACUUUCUACAUGUAGGAAGUUUAUUCUCUGGGGACAUUGUCAAAUACUACAUUUUAUUGAUGAAUAAAUUGGAAUUUAAAAAAAUUUUUGAUACUACCAUGAUUUAAUCCAGAUCUGGGAUUAUUUAAAGAUUUUGAUGCUUAUUAUUCAAAACUGUAUUUUAAUAAGUGUAAAAAUCUGUGAAUCUGAAUAUGCAGUAUUUCCCCUUCGCCAUGGGGCACACAUUCCAGACCCGGUAGUGCAGAUCUUUCCAAACCAUGCAUAUGUAUAUAUACUGUAUUUUUUUCUAUACAUACAAAGCUAUGAUAAAAUUUAAUUUAUAAACUAGGCACAGAUUAACAACAAUAACUGAUAAAGUAGUUACAAAGGAAAUUUGAUGUCCAAAUAAUAUAUUGCAACACUACUAAUUUUUAAAUUACAUUUAAGCACUGCACUUUUUAUUGUUCAAUGUAUUUGGAAGAAAAUGAAAUGUUAUAUAUCCCUUUUAUGGAAAAACUACAUGGAGGCUAUUCAACAUAAAAUAUGACAUUUUUCAUGUGAUUUAUAGAAAAGUAACAAGAUCUUCAGUUAGAAUUUUCUAAUUUCUAACACAACCCAGAAACUAUGUCAAAAAUCAUAAUGACAGAAUUGGUUCAGCUUUGAAAUAUGAAUGGCAGUCAUGCUGGAUUGAUUUUACAAAAUAAAAUAUCCAACGGAACUAUUCAUUUUGGCUGGAUGUACUGCAUUUUUGAUGUUUCAACAUUGUAAUUUCUAUAAUCAGGAAUAAUUGCCAAAUAUUUAGGCCUAACACUGAAGAUUAGUUUGAAAUCUUGUUCUCCCUCUUCUCCCCUCACUUUUUCCCAUUUCCUCUGCAAAAAAGAUUGAAUUAAUAGUCUCAUAAAUGUGUAUUGUAACAUAAAUAUAUUGGAAAAACAUGGUUUGUAAAGGCUAUUUAUUUAAAAUUGAUAAAAGUUUAUGACUAUUAAGCUGUAUCACAAAUAUUGUAAUAGCACAGAGUAUUCUUUGUACAAAUUUUAUAUUGAUUUCAAACCGUAGAGAUGAUGUUGAUUGUCAAAACUGUUGUAGACUGUCCCCAGAUGCUCAUUGUCAAGGAGAGAAAGAGUUUAUCUCGUUCUUUUUAUGCUUCACAUUUUUAUUAGAUUUUACUGUUUUAGCGCUCAAUUUUAUGAGACUAGUUAUAAAAUUUAAUGCUUGGGAUCCAGGUGGAUUUUUUUCCUCUUUGAGUUGCUGUUACAAUGUUUGUUUUACUUAAAUACACCAGUGUUCUAACUAGUAAAUGCAUCCUAGUACUCUCCACUAACUACCCCACCCACUUUGCCCAAGAAAAAGAAGGGAAGUUAAAAGUGGAUUUUGUUUUCUGAUGAUAAUGAGAGCUAAUAUUUAUCGAGCAUUUACCCUUGAUCAGACAUUGUCACAAAUACUUGCCACAGGAGACUGGGACCCGGCUGCGUGCAUUUCCAAGGUCAUUUCUCUCUGGCAGGUUCCGUGCGCUUGCUGCUGGUCAGCGCGCAGCGUCCGGUUGUCCUGAGUCCCGCGCUCCUUCGUCCUGUCCUGGCAG